This is a messenger RNA of Helicoverpa armigera (cotton bollworm), 2812 nucleotides long. RefSeq names its product serine/threonine-protein kinase BRSK2 (gene sff). Gene Ontology annotation, molecular function: protein serine/threonine kinase activity; ATP binding; tau-protein kinase activity. Gene Ontology annotation, biological process: intracellular signal transduction; protein phosphorylation; microtubule cytoskeleton organization. The coding region runs from base 46 to 2655 and encodes 869 amino acids. NCBI's taxonomy places the organism in Eukaryota, Metazoa, Arthropoda, Insecta, Lepidoptera, Noctuidae. The transcript has 24 exons. The record is from RefSeq and is a predicted model, not a curated record. Gene Ontology annotation, cellular component: cytoplasm.
CAACAAUUUUUAUGUUCGUGAUUGGAUUUGGCGCGAAGUGUGAAGAUGGAAGGUGGAGGGUCUACGGGGACCUCCGAGGUCUACCAAUAUGUUGGACCUUUCAGGCUGGAGAAGACCUUGGGAAAGGGGCAGACAGGUCUCGUGAAAUUGGGCGUGCAUUGCGUGACAGGCAAGAAGGUGGCUAUCAAAAUUAUCAACAGAGAGAAACUCAGCGAGUCUGUGCUCAUGAAGGUGGAAAGAGAAAUAGCAAUUAUGAAGUUGAUAGAACAUCCACACGUUUUGGGACUGUCCGAUGUUUACGAGAAUAAGAAAUAUUUAUAUUUAGUAUUAGAGCACGUGAGCGGUGGCGAGCUAUUCGACUAUUUGGUGAAGAAAGGCCGACUUACGCCGAAGGAGGCGCGAAGAUUCUUCAGGCAAAUUAUAUCUGCACUCGAUUUCUGUCACAGUCACUCUAUAUGCCACCGUGACCUGAAGCCUGAAAACUUACUUUUGGACGAGCGGAAUAAUAUAAAAAUAGCUGAUUUCGGCAUGGCAUCCCUGCAGCCGGCGGGGUCAUUGCUGGAGACAUCUUGUGGCAGUCCGCAUUACGCUUGCCCGGAAGUUAUUAGGGGGGAGAAAUAUGAUGGUCGGCGAGCCGAUGUUUGGUCCUGUGGGGUCAUUUUAUACGCACUGCUGGUCGGUGCAUUGCCCUUCGAUGAUGAUAAUUUACGUCAAUUACUUGAAAAGGUAAAACGUGGCGUGUUCCAUGUGCCACAUUUUGUACCGCCGGACUGCCAACAGUUGCUGCGAGGCAUGAUCGAAGUUAACCCCGAGAAACGAAUGACGCUGGCAGAAAUCACACGACACCCCUGGGUAACAGCCGGCGGCCGAGGGGAGUUAGAACAAGAGCUCCCGAUGAUGGAGGUGGUGCAAACCAGGGUGCUACCUUCAGCAGAAGCCAUAGACCCUGACGUGCUGCAGGCUAUCUGCAGUCUGGGCUGCUUUAAGCAGAGGGAGAAACUUAUACAGGAGUUGUUAAGUCCACACCACAACACAGAGAAAGUGAUCUACUUCCUCCUAUUGGAGCGCAAGCGGCGGCGCCCCGCGCGCGACGACGAGCCGCGCCCCGCCGCGCCCGCGCUGCCGCCGGACCCGCCGCGCAAGCGACUCGACACCUGCCGGGUAAACGGACAAUCGGCACAUUUCGGUCAAAUCAGCGAGGGUUCGCCGAUAACGCCCCGGAGAUCUCAGUAUAGGUCCGCGUCGGGACGCCGGGGGGAGGGCCGGAGCUCCCCGCAGCUGCCCGCCAGUCCGCCUACGGGACACACUCCACAUCGGGUGUCAUCUCUGGGAGGAACGCCUGCAACACCUGGAUCGCCCUUGGCGUCACCAUCAGUUCGUGAGCAUCAUCACCAGAGAGCUAACUCUACUGGACCUACAAUAAGCCUUAAUAUUAGUGGUGAACCCGGCGAGGCGGUGAUCAUAAUAAACGAGUCGCCGCUCCUGGGCGCCGGCGUCGCCGUGCGCCCGCACAGCCCCUCGCAGACGCAUCGAGUGAGAGAAAGAUCGUCUCUGCCCGGACCACCUAGCACUACGCAAUCGGCCGCGCAACCUUCUCUAUUCCCCAAUCUAGGAACUAUAACUACCCCAGGCACCGGGCCGGGCGGGGCGGCGGCGCCGUGGCGCGUGCGGCUGGCGACCAUCAAGAACUCCUUCCUCGGCUCGCCGCGCUUCCACAGGAGGAAAAUGCAGACAUCAUCAGAAGAGGUCCAUUUAACUCCGGAGUCCUCGCCCGAGCUGACCAAGCGGUCGUGGUUCGGUUCCCUCCUCCUGUCCGCGGAUAAGGAGGAAACCUUCACAGCUCUGGUGAAAGGGAAACCCCUGGCUACCGUCAAAGCUGAUCUUAUACAUGCGUUUUUGAGUAUAGCAGAAUUAUCCCACAGCGUGUUAAGUCCCAUGUCGUUUCGCGUCGAAUACAAGAGAGGAUCUAACGCGCCCGCCAUGUUCCAGAGACACGUGAGAUUUCAGGUGGACAUUUCAACAAUAACGAAGGCGCCAGGAGAGAACGGGAAGGAGUAUUUAUAUGCUAUUACUUUUACAUUAUUGUCUGGUAAUAUCCGUCGUUUCCGUCGUGUAUGCGAAGUGGUGCAGUCAGCAGUAUGUCGUGCUCCGGGCGCCGGCCGCGCGCCCGCGCUGCACCCGCCCGAACCCAGAGCUGUGAGGAGGAAUAUACAUCCACAUGCGGCUGGCGAAAUACCCGACAGUCCAGAAACUCCACAUCAACAGUCCGACCACGACAGUGAUUCUUCAGUAUUCGACACUGUGAAGAGCCCAACUAGCCACACUUCUAUAGACCAAUUGGAUCAGAAUGGGACACAUCCACUCGGGUCCAGCUCAUCUGUAACAAGUGGUUCCAGUGGAUACAAACAGGGGGGACGCGGCAGACGCGGCGCUGACCCGGCCUCCGCCUCCCUCGACCACGAGAUUAUGAGUUGCGGCCGAGAUCUGCCAGGCACCCACACAAAGCGUUCCUCCUCCGAAUGCAGGGAGGCAACCUCCUCCCCCCGCCGGGGGCUCGAGUCUCGAGACAGCUCGAUCAAGGACGAACUCCGACGGAACAACUCCUUGCGUGACAAUCGCCGCGAUGUUGCACCUCCUACCACUUCGAUUGCGUGAGAGUAAACUGUUUAAACUGUGGAAGUAUGUCUUGGGGACCUCUGAGGACUAAAGUUGGGGACUUUGGGGGAUUAAAAGUCUGGCAGUUGAGGACAAUGUUUUUUUUUUGUGUUUUUGGAGGGUGAAAUUGAGGUGAGUUUUUAGCUUGUUUUAACAA